Micropterus salmoides (largemouth bass) is the source of this 2501-nucleotide messenger RNA. It is a transcript of the gene arid6, whose product is annotated as AT-rich interaction domain 6. Gene Ontology annotation, cellular component: nucleus. Gene Ontology annotation, molecular function: transcription cis-regulatory region binding. The transcript is spliced from 7 exons. NCBI's taxonomy places the organism in Eukaryota, Metazoa, Chordata, Actinopteri, Centrarchiformes, Centrarchidae. The record is from RefSeq and is a predicted model, not a curated record. Bases 319 to 2154 code for a protein of 611 amino acids. Gene Ontology annotation, biological process: regulation of transcription by RNA polymerase II.
CCAAAUUGUCACACAGAUACUAGGGACAGGUGUGUGACUGACGUGACGCGACAUCACAACUAGUGUUUCUUACUCUCUUCUACUACACUGGAGGGAACACUAACCUGUACACUGCUGCUUGUUCUCUGAUCAUCAGGGCAAUGACAUAAUAUUAUCCAUUCUUAUUCUCCUAAUGGAAACACAGGGACAGGACUGACUCCACUGAGGUCACAAGUACAAACUUGAAACUUUGAUGUAUGGUCAAAAACCUGGAUGUGUUUGACAAUCAUCAGUCAAGAUGAACAGUGAGGCAUUGUCACCAGAGCAUCUCAGGCAAACAUGGAUAUGGCACACAGAGAGAACCAAGAGGAGAGAACCACAGAGCCGGUGGAUAAGAUCACAGAGAAACAAUUCCUUAAAGAGCUCUACCUUUUCAUGAAGAAGAGAGAUACACCUAUAGAGCGAAUACCAAAUCUGGGCUUCAAACAAAUUGAUCUAUUUGUGAUGUUCCAGACUGUCCAGGACUUGGGUGGCUACCACCAGGUGACUGCUCAGCAGCUGUGGAAGCAAGUGUACAACAGGCUUGGAGGAAACCCUCGAAGCACAAGUGCUGCAACCUGCACCCGCAGACAUUAUGAGAAGCUACUUCUACCAUACGAAUGCCAUGUGAAAGGUGUAAUGAUGAAUAUCUUGCCUCAUCAUGAGUCAAAGAACUUCCCCUAUGCCAACUACAGCAAAGACAAGGAUGAUGGCCAGAGACCCGCAAAACGCAAACUGUUAUCAAUACCUCUCCACCAGAACCCUCAGAACCUCCAGCCAGAUCCACAAGGGCGGGUCUUCCCUCUGCAUCUCCACUACCCUCACUAUUAUCACCCAAGCCUUGCAAUUCUGCCCCCCCCUGUCCCUAUAUCCUGCCCAGUUUUGACACCACAUAGCCCCCCUGCGCCCCAGUCCCCGUUUUCUUUCCAACCAUAUCGCCUAAACCCAUCAGACAGGGUAAAGGAGCCACUGGAGCAGUUGCGCUACCUGGCAGAGCAGUACAAAACCACAUCUGGAUUGACUGAGCCACUGAACCUUAGUGUUAAAGCAUCAAGACAGGAAACCAACAGCAACCCUGCCUCAUCAUUCACCCCACCUUCACUGAGCAAGAACCCAAAGUUUUUGAAUAAAGCAUCCCCUCUCUACACUCCUCAUGGUCCACAGGUGGUGAGAAAUGAAGGAUGUGAGACACAAGAUGAUGAGGCAGGUUUAGGAGACACACAAUAUUCAUUUCCGGGCAAAGCUAGGGAAGCAUAUGUCGUUGAUGUCAACGCUAUAACAGCCUCAAGCAGCCCCACAUAUGACUCUGCUCUGACACUGAGAACAGAGGAAGGCACCACCACUAUGACACAAAAACCCAGCUCUCCAAAAGCAGACUUUGCAAUCCGGCCAAAAGAAGACAGAAAGGGGAGUCCCGAAGUAAGGGGGUUAACUCUGAGUCAUGUACUGCCCAGCCUCCCUCGGGAGAAUGGAGGCAAGAUGGAAAUUGAGAUACCGCUGUCUGUGUUUCACAGCUGGCUCAGGCUAUAUGGGCCCUCAGCCACGAAGCAUGAUGCACAAGCUAAUCAGCUACCAACUCUUCCUGCCCUUGAAGAAAACUCUGGACAAAGGAAUUAUUCUGACGCAGACAUCCUUCCCACCAACCUGACAUUUCACAUGAAUUCCCAACACCAGAGCUCAGCUGCUGAGGAUCUAAGGCUAAGGAAGAGGAAUUUGCCAAGCCCCACACUAACAACCCAGACCACCCUUAAUAACCACAUUACAAGCCAAAUCCCAUUCACCAGCUACAAGGCCCUGCCUUCAAGUGGCAUUAUAAAAAAUGCAGCUAGCCGGGAUGUCUAUCUGUUUGAUCAGCAGGAUUUUCAUAAGUCAUACAGCACCAAAUCCCCAAACUGCUGGGAUACCUAUGACAAAGAGACCCAGGCUCUCCCCAUCUAUCCAUCUAGUCCCAUCAGAGUUCAGCAAGACUUUGCAGUCUCUAAAUCCUAUAAUGAAGACACCAUCCCAGGUGGGAAGGAGAAGUCAGAGAUGGCUCCCUCGGGUGUGCUGAUGGUGGAUUCCAGCUCCGCUUCUCUGUUGCACCUCACCACUGAAGAGAUUAUGAAGCUGAAGAAAAUCAUCUCAAGCUCAUCAUGAAGAUCAUUUCAGAUGAUUACACUGAUCCUCCAACACCACAUUAAAGCUGACUCAUAUUACAUUACUCUUACACAUAUUGUAUUUUAUUGAAGUUCUCUGUUUAGUAUAAAAAAAUAUAUAUUUGUCAAUGGGUCAUACUAACAAAAUGAUGAUAAUGACCUAAUACAUUCACAUCAGGAGCAGAGCUUGAUUGAAGGAGAAUAUGCACCACUGACCUUUUUUUCUGUACAUAAAAUAUUGUACUUGUACUUGUACUACUGUAUAAUACAUGUAAUUCUAACCUAAUGACAAUGUAAAUCUAAAUACAUUCUAAUAAAUAACAUAGAUGUUUCUUGACUCAUUUUUCA